AUGCAUCUUGACAAUCAGCAGAUGUACCCAACAGAUUCUGCAAAGGGAUUAAGAUUUGGCACCGGACUUGGUUUCUGUGCAGCCUCUGAGGCUGAGAGUCUCAGGAGAGGGAAGCAGGCUGUCAGCUGGGGCUUUGCAGGCUCUCAUCCUGCCUUGAGGGUUGGUUGGCUCUUCCCUCUCUCUUCAGUACCCAAUUUUACCUUCUUAAAGGAUGGAUGCGGAUGCUGGAGGCUUAAAGGAGACAAGAUCUACAAUGCAGUGAGAAGGGGAGAAGAAACAGAAGAUACAGUUGGAUCUCUUCUCCAUUUCUUCACAAAGCUCCCAGUCUCUGAGACAGCCCAUGAAAGGAUUAACAUCGGUCCCUGCUUAAAGCAAUGUGUCCCAGAUACCGUAUGUGAGUAUCGGGCCACCCUCCAAAGGACUUCCAUAUCUCAGUACAUCACCGGUUCUCUCCUAGAAGCAACCACAUCUUUAGGAGCAAGAAGUGGCCUUCUCAAUACUUUUGGAGGAUCCACCGGACGAAUGAUGCUGAAAGAACGCCAACCAGGCACCUCUGUGGCCAAUUCCAGUGCCCUCCCUUCAAGUUCAGCUGGGAUCAGCAAGGAACUGAUUGAUCUGCAGCCCCUCAUCCAGUUUCCUGAGGAAGUUGCCAGCAUCCUGAUGGAGCAGGAGCAGAAUAUUUACCGAAGGGUCUUGCCGGUUGACUAUCUUUGCUUCUUGACCCAGAAUUUGGGCACUCCAGAAUGUCAGAGGUCCCUGCCCUGCCUCAAAGCAUCCAUCUCAGCAUCCAUUCUUAACCCUCAGAAUGGAGAGCACAAUGCCCUUGAAGAUCUUGUGUUGAGAUUUAAUGAGGUGAGCUCCUGGGUGACGUGGCUGAUCCUCACGGCGGGCUCCAUGGAGGAGAAGCGGGAGGUCUUCUCCUAUUUGGUGCAUGUGGCCAAAUGCUGCUGGAACAUGGGCAACUACAACACUGUCAUGGAGUUCUUGGCCGGCCUCAGAUCAAGAAAAGUUUUAAAGAUGUGGCAGUUUAUGGACCAGUCUGACCUGGAGACCAUGAGGAGCCUGAAGGACGCCAUGGCUCAGCAUGAGUCUUCCUGCGAGUACAAGAAGGUGGUGACACGGGCGCUGCACAUCCCCGGCUGUAAGGUGGUUCCAUUCUGCGGGGUGUUUCUGAAGGAGCUCUGUGAAGUACUAGACGGAGCCUCUGGCCUGGUGAAGCUCUGCCCAAGAUACAAUUCCCAAGAGGAAACUCUAGAGUUUGUAGCUGACUACAGUGGACAAGAUAAUUUUUUACAACGCGUGGGACAAAAUGGCUUAAAGAAUUCGGAGAAAGAGUCCACCGUCAACAGCAUCUUUCAGGUCAUCCGGAGCUGCAGCCGGAGUCUGGAGACAGAGGACGAGGACAGCGCCAGUGAAGGGAACAGCUCUAGGAAAAACUCCUUGAAGGAUAAAGCUCGAUGCCAGUUUAUAAUUGGAGAUUUGCUGGAUACGGAAAAUGACAUCUUUGAGCAGCCCAAAGAAUGGGACCCUCAUGGAUUAGAAGAGCCACAGAAGGCCUUUGACCAUGGGACGGAGCUCAUCCCGUGGUACGUCCUGUCCAUCCGAGCUGAUGUGCACCAGUUCCUGCUGCAGGGGGCCACGGUUAUCCACUAUGACCAGGACACACACCUCUCGGCCCGCUGCUUCCUCCAGCUCCAGCCUGACAAUAGCACUUUAACCUGGAUAAAGCCCACCACUGCCUCCCCAGCCAGCGCUAAAGCAAAACUUGGUGUGCUUAGUAAUACAUCUGAACCUGGCAAAUUCCCAUUAUUGGGCAACGCUGGAUUAAGUGGCCUGGUGGAGGGGGUCUUGGAUCUGUUUUCAGCAAAGGCUGUGUACAUGGGACACCCUAGCAUUGAUAUACACACUGUGUGUGUUCAGAACAAACUGAGUAAUGUGUUUCUCUCAGAGACCGGUGUGACACUGCUCUAUGGGCUUCAGACCACUGACAAUAGAUUAUUGCACUUUGUGGCACCAAAGCACACAGCUAAGAUGCUCUUCAGCGGGUUGUUGGAACUCACUAGAGCUGUGAGAAAGAUGAGGAAGUUCCCUGACCAAAGACAACAGUGGCUGCGGAAACAGUACGUCAGCCUCUAUCAGGAGGAAGGACGGUAUGAAGGCCCCACUUUGGCUCAUGCUGUGGAGCUGUUUGGUGGCAGACGGUGGAGCACUCGAAACCCUAGCCCUGGGACAUCUGCAAAGAGUGGCGAGAAGCCCAACAUGCAGAGGAACAACACCUUGGGCAUCAGCACUACCAAGAAAAAGAAGAAAAUCCUUAUGAGGGGGGAGAGCGGAGAGGCGACCGACGACGAGAUGGCCACCCGAAAGGCCAAAGUGCACAAAGAGUGUCGGAGCUGGAGUGGUUCUGACCCUCAAGACAUUAAUGAACAAGAAGAAUCAGAGGCGAAUGCCAUCACAAGCCCGCCUAACCUUCUCCCUUCCAGAAGAGCCCACUCUCUGACCACGGCUGGGUCCCCUAACUUGGCUGCUGGGACGCCAUCUCCCAUCAGGCCAGUGUCCUCCCCUGUGCUGUCUUCAAACAAGAGCCCGUCCAGUGCUUGGAGCAGCAGCAGCUGGCACGGGCGCAUCAAAGGAGGAAUGAAAGGCUUUCAGAGCUUCAUGGUUUCCGACAGUAACAUGAGUUUCGUCGAAUUUGUUGAGCUGUUCAAAUCCUUCAGUGUAAGGAGCCGCAAAGACCUGAAGGAUCUCUUUGACCUCUAUGCCGUGCCCUGCAACCGACUGGGCUCUGAGUCGGCCCCACUCUACACCAACCUAACCAUUGACGAAAACACCAGCGGUCUGCAGCCUGACCUAGAUUUGUUGACCAGAAAUGUCUCGGAUUUGGGGUUGUUCAUUAAGAGUAAACAACAGCUGUCAGACAGCCAGAGGCAGAUCUCGGACGCCAUUGCUGCUGCAAGCAUCGUGACAAAUGGCACUGGGGUCGAGAGCACAUCCCUGGGCAUAUUUGGGGUUGGCAUACUUCAGCUCAACGACUUUCUAGUGAAUUGCCAAGGAGAGCACUGCACUUUUGAUGAAAUCCUCAGCAUCAUCCAGAAGUUUGAGCCUAGCAUUAGUAUGUGUCACCAGGGCCUAAUGUCAUUUGAAGGAUUUGCAAGGUUUCUGAUGGAUAAAGAUAAUUUUGCAUCAAAAAAUGAUGAAUCACAGGAGAACAUUAAAGAAUUACAGCUGCCCCUGUCCUACUAUUACAUUGAAUCUUCACACAAUACCUACCUCACAGGCCAUCAGCUCAAAGGAGAAUCCUCAGUAGAACUCUACAGCCAGGUCCUCCUGCAAGGCUGCAGGAGUGUAGAGUUGGACUGCUGGGACGGAGAUGACGGGAUGCCCAUCAUUUAUCAUGGACACACACUGACAACCAAGAUCCCCUUCAAGGAAGUGGUUGAAGCCAUUGAUCGCAGUGCCUUCAUCAACUCUGACCUGCCAAUCAUCAUAUCAAUUGAGAACCAUUGUUCAUUGCCUCAGCAACGAAAAAUGGCAGAAAUUUUCAAGACUGUGUUUGGAGAAAAACUGGUGGCUAAAUUCUUAUUUGAGAGUGAUUUCUCAGAUGAUCCCAUGCUUCCUUCACCUGACCAACUUAGAAGGAAGGUGCUUCUUAAAAAUAAGAAGCUAAAAGCUCAUCAGACGCCGGUGGAUAUCUUAAAGCAAAAGGCUCAUCAGUUAGCAUCCAUGCAAGCUCAGGCCUAUAAUGGUGGGAAUGCCAACCCCCCACCUGCUAAUAACGAGGAGGAGGAGGAUGAAGAGGACGAGUAUGAUUAUGACUAUGAAUCCCUCUCUGAUGAUGUCCUUACUGCUUCUCCUGCUCCUAACUGUCAGGAAGACAACAUUCUAGAAGACAGACCUGAAAAUAAAUCAUGUAACGACAAGCUUCAGUUUGAGUAUAGUGAAGAAAUUCCCAAGAGGAUAAAGAAAGCAGAUAACUCUGCUUGCAACAAAGGAAAGGUAUAUGACAUGGAAUUGGGAGAAGAAUUUUAUCUUCCUCAGAAUAAAAAGGAAAGCAGACAGAUUGCACCCGAGCUUUCUGACCUUGUCAUCUAUUGCCAAGCAGUAAAAUUUCCAGGCCUGUCAACUCUAAAUGCAUCUGGCUCUAGCAGAGGAAAAGAAAGGAAAAGCAGGAAGUCCAUUUUUGGCAACAAUCCGGGCAGAAUGAGCCCUGGGGAGACAGCAUCAUUUAACAAAACAUCUGGAAAAAGUUCCUAUGAAGGAAUACGACAGGCCUGGGAGGAGUCUUCUUCCCCUCUCAGCCCAUCCACGUCCCUCAGCGCUAUCAUUAGAACUCCCAAAUGUUACCAUAUCUCAUCGCUGAAUGAAAAUGCCGCCAAACGUCUGUGUCGCAGGUAUUCUCAGAAACUGAUCCAGCACACCACCUGUCAGCUGCUCAGGACCUACCCAGCCGCCACGCGCAUCGACUCAUCCAACCCCAACCCCCUCAUGUUCUGGCUGCAUGGGAUACAGCUCGUGGCACUCAACUACCAGACAGAUGAUCUCCCUUUGCAUUUAAACGCUGCCAUGUUUGAGGCCAACGGUGGCUGUGGCUAUGUUUUGAAACCCCCGGUUCUGUGGGACAAGAACUGUCCCAUGUACCAGAAGUUUUCCCCCUUGGAAAGAGACCUGGACAACAUGGAGCCCGCCGUCUACUCUUUAACUGUGGUCUCUGGUCAGAACGUGUGCCCAAGUAACAGCACGGGAAGCCCGUGCAUCGAGGUCGACGUCCUGGGCAUGCCGCUGGACAGCUGCCACUUCCGCACGAAGCCCAUCCAUCGAAACACUCUGAACCCCAUGUGGAACGAGCAGUUCUUCUUCCGGGUUUACUUCGAAGACCUUGUGUUCCUUCGUUUUGCAGUCGUGGAAAACAACAGCUCUGCAGUCACUGCUCAGAGAAUCAUUCCGCUCAAGGCUCUAAAACGAGGAUAUCGACAUCUCCAGCUGCGAAACCUCCACAAUGAAGUCCUAGAAAUCUCUAGUUUAUUCAUAAACAGCAGAAGGAUGGAAGAAAAUUCCUCUGGCAGUACUGUGCCAGCCUCUUUGAUGUUUACUACAGAAGAAAGAAAAUGUUUCCAGGCUCACAGAGUCACGGUGCAUGGGGUCCCAGGCCCAGAACCCUUUACUGUUUUCUCCAUAAAUGGAGGCACCAGGGCAAAGCAGCUUCUCCAACAAAUUCUAACCUCUGAACAAGACACCAAACCUAUUGCCACAGACUAUUUUUUGAUGGAAGAAAAAUAUUUUAUAUCUAAAGAAAAGAAUGAAUGCAGAAAACAACCGUUCCAGAGAGCCAUUGGUCCAGAAGAAGAGAUCGUGCAGAUCUUAAACAGCUGGUUUCCAGAAGAGGGAUACGUUGGCAGGAUUGUCUUGAAAACCCAGCAGGAAAACUUAGAAGAGAAAAGCAUUGUUCAAGAUGACAAAGAGGUGAUCUUGACCUCGGAGGAGGAGAGUUUCUUUGUCCAAGUGCACGACGUUUCCCCAGAGCAACCUCGAACCGUCAUCAAAGCGCCCCGCGUCAGCACGGCGCAGGAUGUCAUUCAGCAGACCUUAUGCAAAGCCAAGUACUCCUAUAGCAUUCUGAGCAACCCCAACCCGAGUGACUACGUACUUCUGGAAGAGGUGGUGAAAGACACAGCCAACAAGAAGUCUUCCACCCCCAAGUCCUCCCAGCGGGUCCUUUUGGAUCAGGAGUGUGUGUUUCAAGCCCAAAGCAAGUGGAAAGGUGCAGGGAAAUUCAUCCUUAAGCUAAAGGAGCAGGUGCAGGCAUCCCGAGAAGACAAAAGGAAAGGCAUUUCUUUUGCAAGUGAAUUCAAGAAGCUCACCAAGUCGACGAAACAGCCCCGAGGACUCACAUCACCUUCUCAGGUCUUGACCUCAGAAAGUGUCCAAAACAAGGAGGAGAAACCUGUGGGCAGCUUGUCCUCCAGUGAUGUGACAGACUAUCGACAGUGACCGUGGGGAGCACCCUAACCAGGAAAUUGGUGAUUUCUGGCCUGAAGCUUUCUUCACACACGAUGUGAGGUCCACACUGGGGACCAGCAAAGUGGCACAGGGCUAACGAGCUACCAUCUUCCUGAUGAAGGAAGCAAAGGAGCCCAGGAGAUUCCAUCUUACAAAUGUCAACAGUUGUUAAAAUAUAUAAAUAACUGUCCAGACAGUAUCCAGCCACAUAACAUGAAAAAGAGACAUUUAUCAAAGAAGAUACAAGACACAAGAAAUGUUGUACGUAGGACAAUGAU
This is a messenger RNA of Phyllostomus discolor (pale spear-nosed bat), 6275 nucleotides long. RefSeq names its product 1-phosphatidylinositol 4,5-bisphosphate phosphodiesterase epsilon-1. Bases 1 to 5988 code for a protein of 1995 amino acids. Gene Ontology annotation, molecular function: guanyl-nucleotide exchange factor activity; phosphatidylinositol-4,5-bisphosphate phospholipase C activity. Lineage: Eukaryota; Metazoa; Chordata; Mammalia; Chiroptera; Phyllostomidae. The record is from RefSeq and is a predicted model, not a curated record. The transcript is spliced from 34 exons. Gene Ontology annotation, biological process: lipid metabolic process; phosphatidylinositol-mediated signaling; small GTPase-mediated signal transduction.